Molecule: messenger RNA, 669 nt
Organism: Mangifera indica (mango)
Lineage: Eukaryota; Viridiplantae; Streptophyta; Magnoliopsida; Sapindales; Anacardiaceae
Product: agamous-like MADS-box protein AGL61
Exons: 1
Coding region: 1-669 (222 amino acids)
Biological process (GO): positive regulation of transcription by RNA polymerase II
Molecular function (GO): DNA-binding transcription factor activity, RNA polymerase II-specific; RNA polymerase II cis-regulatory region sequence-specific DNA binding; protein dimerization activity
Source: RefSeq, a predicted model, not a curated record
AUGGCAAAUGCUGGCAAGAAGACCAGAGGGAGACAGAAGAUUGAGAUGAAGAGAAUUGAGAAAGAUGAAGACAGGUUAAUCACUUUCUCAAAACGUAGAUCUGGUAUCUACAAGAAGGCAAGUGAACUUGUUACCCUCACUGGGGCUGAAGUCGGGAUAUUGGUGUUUUCACCAUCAGGAAAGCCCUUCACCUUUGGUCACCCAUCAAUCGAAGCUGUGGCGAACCGCUUCUUGGGUAUGCAACCGCCAGAGAAUGACACAACUCAUCCGCUGGUGGAGGCUCACCGGAAAGUGAGAAUCGAUGAGCUGAAUCAGGUACACAAUGAACUUCUCCGCAAACUUGAGGCUGAGAAGGAGCGAGGGAAGAUAUUGAAGCAGAUGCUUAGAGGGAACGAAAGGAAGGGGUGGUGGGAAGCUUCCGUUGAUGAACUUAACGUGGAAGAGCUCCACCGAAUGCAUGCUUCUCUGGAAGAGUUGCACCAGAGUUUGUUCAACCAAAUCUGUCAAAUGACUAGUGGAACUCCGGGGGCCUCUACUUCUACAAUGCCUCCUCCACCAAAUCCCUGCCAACAAACAAACCCUUUUCUGGCAAACAAUCCGAAUGAAGCAGGUCCAUCCAGUGCUCCCUAUCCUUAUGGCUAUGGUUAUUUCAAGCCGGGGCAGUUUUAG